GACUGGAAUUAGGCUGAGGGCAACUGGAGCCAUGCUGGGGACAACUGGGAUCAUACUGGGAGCGACCGGGACCAUACUGGGAGCAACUGGGAACAUACGGGGAUGAUAUUGGGAGCGACUGGAGUGACUGGGACCAUACUGGGAGCGACUGGGACCAUACUGUGAGCGACUGGAACUAGGCUGAGGGCAACUGGAGCCACGCUGGGGGCAACUGGGACCAUACUGGGAGCGACUGGUGCCGCUCCCGCACGCCUGGCCCCACCCCGCGGCCGCGCUGGGGGCGGGGCUAUGCAAAUUUAUGCGAAUGACCCCCCGCCGCUUCCCGCCCGUCCCCGGCUACCAUCGAGUCGCGGCCUCCGCCGGCGCAGAGCGGCCGGGCGGCCUCCCAUUGGUGGGGCGAAGGCGAGGCGGGCGGAAGUGACGUCGCUCGGAGCGCGGCGCGGCGGGAGGUUUGAAUCGCGGCGGCGGCGGCGGCGGCGGCCCGCCCCCCCCGCCAGCCCCGGACGCCUGGGCCGUGCCCCCCCCGCCGCGCUGGGCGUGGCCUCGCCAUGCCCCGCCCCAAACCCCCCGCCCCCCGCCGCCGGGGGCGCCCCCCCUCCCCGCCGCCCCCAUCGCCCCGCCGGACCCGCAGACGCCGCCCGGGCCAGCGCGCCCUGCAGGAGAUCCGCCAGCUCCAGAGCAGCACCCGCCUCCUGCUGCGCCCGGGGCCCUUCGCCCGCCUGGUGCGGGAGAUCUGUCUCAUCUUCACCCGGGGGGUGGACUAUCGGUGG
Messenger RNA from Chroicocephalus ridibundus (black-headed gull), 770 nucleotides. Its product is annotated as histone H3-like centromeric protein A. Gene Ontology annotation, molecular function: structural constituent of chromatin; protein heterodimerization activity; DNA binding. The record is from RefSeq and is a predicted model, not a curated record. Gene Ontology annotation, cellular component: nucleosome. Lineage: Eukaryota; Metazoa; Chordata; Aves; Charadriiformes; Laridae.